AUGUCUUCACCAGAACAAGAAAAAUUGAUUCUAUCGUACUCACCAUGGUCACUCUGGUCGCCACACUCGAAUUCUUUGACAAAACGGUUUGGCGUAUGCUGCCGUCUUCGGGUUAAGGACAGACACGAAACUCGUUGGUCAACAAUACUCUUGGCUUGGAAGCAUUUUCUAUUUCGGAUAUUUGGGAGCCCUCCUUCCAUGCCUGUAUCUUGUCAACGUGGUUCACACAGAUUCUUCCUAGGUAUUUUUGAGUCAGGAAUUUUGCCUUGUUUCAUGGUUUUGCAAGCUAAAUGGUGGAGAAGAUCCGAACAAGCGCUCCGAACUGCCUUGUGGUACAACACGUUUGCGGGUAUAUUCGGAGGUAUUCUGUCCUUCGCAAUCGGUCACAUCAAUGGCAAACUCGCCGUCUGGAAAUACAUCUUCCUCAUUUAUGGCUCCGUCACCAUCCUUGUAGGAGUGAUUGUCUUCAUCGCGUUACCAGAUUCCCCAGCUACAGCUUGGUUUCUCAAGAGCGACGAAAAAUUGAGAGGUGCGGCGCGUUUAGCUGAAAAUCAGCAAGGUCAAGAAAGGAAAAAGUUUGAUCUGUCACAAUGUCUGGAGGCAGCUAAAGACCCCAAAUACUGGGUCGUCAUAUUGUUCGUGGUCGCCCAAUCAAUCACUAACGCUGGUAUCACUAAUUUCAACCCCCUCAUUAUAUCGGGUUUUGGAUAUAGUCAGAGCAAGACAACCUUGAUGGCUACUCCUCAAGCCGCCGUAGCUUUUGUAGCUCAGGUGGUUCUUUCCUCCAUUGUUCUGUUCGUCCCAAACAUUCGCUGUCUCCUUUGGAUGCUCUCCUGUCUCCCAGCGCUGGCUGGUGCCAUCAUGGUUCACACCAUCGAUCGAGUAGCGCAUCGUCACGCUGCGUUAACGGGCGUCUAUCUCAUGGGAUUCUAUAAUGUGCCAUGGGUGUUAUGUUUGUCUUUGGUCACAAGUAAUAAUGCGGGAACCACUAAAAAGACUUUCGCUUCGGUCAGCGUUGCUACUGCUUAUGCCGUGGGUAACAUCAUUGGUCCCCAGUUCUUCAGAUCAUCGCAAGCACCCACUUAUCAUCUGGUCAUGUGUGCUUGUGGUGGGAUGUAUUGGGCUCUGGUCAUAUACGAGAACAGCCGAAGAGAUCGAUUGUACGGCAAAUCUUCUCAAGAUACCCAACAGAUCAUCGACGAAGCCUACUCAACCGGUGACACCGAUGGUAAAAACCACAACUUCAGAUACUCCUUUUAG
This is a messenger RNA of Kwoniella mangroviensis CBS 8507, 1260 nucleotides long. RefSeq lists its product as uncharacterized. Bases 1 to 1260 code for a protein of 419 amino acids. The record is from RefSeq and is a predicted model, not a curated record. The transcript is spliced from 12 exons. Gene Ontology annotation, biological process: transmembrane transport. Gene Ontology annotation, cellular component: membrane. Gene Ontology annotation, molecular function: transmembrane transporter activity. NCBI's taxonomy places the organism in Eukaryota, Fungi, Basidiomycota, Tremellomycetes, Tremellales, Cryptococcaceae.